GCUGCGAGAUGACUCAUUCUGGAGCGAUCCACGGAAGGGAGAGCACGCACGUUUGUCUCCCUGCACUAACCCUUCACCUAAGUGCCUGAGGUGUGGAAGCCGUGCCAUUACGUGCACGUGGGUGUUAGGAACGUAGUGAGUCACGCUAUGGAGGCAAGCAUGUACGAGGACGGCUCCUACAACAACUAUACACGGGAGAGUGUGUCCCAGAUCAAAAGACGACUCACACUGGAUUUAACAAGUCGUACUAACAAGAGACAGAGAGGGACUGCUACUACCACCGCUAACUUCAACCCGCUCCUAACUUCCCCGGAUUUGAACCAGCUGAAACUCGCCUCCCCGGAGUUAGAGAGGAUCAUCAUGCAGCAAAGCGGGACAGCCAUUCUAGGGAGCGGUACAGCGGCCAUAACAGCAGCGCCAGCCACCACCACCACCACCACGACCUCCUCACAGCAAUUCUUCUUCAAAACAACGACUUUGGAGGGAGAAUUUGUGAAAGGGUUCGAGGACAGCCUGGAACAACUGCACCAUCAGGACUCGCUACACUCCAACCUCCAGUACACACAAUUAGAGGUCCCAGUCACGGCUGCACAGAAUCUGCCUCUCCCGCCGCAGAUUAAGGAGGAGCCGCAGACAGUACCUAGCGUGGGAUCACCUCCUCUCUCACCAAUCAACAUGGAGUGCCAGGAACGUAUUAAACUGGAACGGAAGCGCCUACGUAACAGAAUAGCAGCCUCCAAGUGUCGGCGUAGGAAAUUAGAGAGGAUCAGCCGUCUGGAGGAUAAGGUUCGGAUCCUGAAGGGUGAAAAUGUGGAAUUACAGAAUGUGGUGAACAGACUACGUGACCAAGUGUGUUCUCUCAAGCAGGAGGUUAUGGAUCAUGUCAAUUCAGGGUGUCAGAUCCCCUUCGUCACAACCAACCAGUGACGUGACCUGUGUGACCUCGUGCUGACCUCAGUGACGUGAUGGUGGUGUCGGUGGUGGUGGUGGUGGUGGUGGUGUCAAGGGCGGCAUCUCUGCGUCCCUAUCACCCCUAGUGCCCUGACCUAAUCUUAUAUGACCUAGUGACCUUACCUGACCUUACCUAAAGACACGAGGCACCUUUGAACUCUGACCUUUAAGCCACGCCCCCCUCCCAAAAAUGCCCCUCCCCCCACCCCCCUCUAGAUAUACAAGGGGGGUUCUAGUCAAGAGGGGGGCGCUGAUCCUUUGAAAAAAAAAAAACAUUCAUACCUCCCCCUCCUCCUCCUCCUCCUCUUACUCCUCCUCCCCCGCUGUGAUAGUGCCGCGCGCUCGCGUACACACACAUACACAGAAGUGGUGAAACAUGUAUGUGCGUGUGUAUGCUUUGAAAUACACGCACACAUACGUACACAGUGAUGCAAACACACACACACACGAAUGGUGAAAUUGUUGUAUAUAUGUGCGUGUGUGUACGUGGAAAAGUACACACGUGUAUACAUGUGAUGCAAACACACACACACACACACACACACACAAGUGAUUAUGUACAUAUGUGCGUGUGUACGUGCCUAAAACACACACAUAUACAAUCUUAUGCAAAAACACACACACACACACACACUUUUUUUAUAGAUCAAUGUGUCUGUCUGUCUGUAUGUAUGUACUAUGUAUAAUAUAUAUAGUUAUGAUGUAUAUUUUAUAUGCAACAGAAUACAACAAAGAAAGGAGAUAGAGAAAUAUAUUAAAAAAAAAUUAAUAAUAGCAGAAAUAUAAGUGAUUUUUCUUAUGCAAUGUUGUCAAGCCAAUCAUUCUUUUGUAUUGCAAGUUUUUUUUUUAUUUAUAUAUAAAUAAAAAAAAAAAGAAAGAAA
Messenger RNA from Portunus trituberculatus (swimming crab), 1832 nucleotides. RefSeq names its product transcription factor jun-D-like. Gene Ontology annotation, biological process: regulation of cell cycle; regulation of cell population proliferation; regulation of transcription by RNA polymerase II. Gene Ontology annotation, cellular component: transcription regulator complex. Gene Ontology annotation, molecular function: DNA-binding transcription factor activity, RNA polymerase II-specific; transcription factor binding; RNA polymerase II cis-regulatory region sequence-specific DNA binding. Lineage: Eukaryota; Metazoa; Arthropoda; Malacostraca; Decapoda; Portunidae. The record is from RefSeq and is a predicted model, not a curated record.